GAGCUACAGUCCCCGCAGGAAGCCACGCGAAACGUGCGUGAUGCGCCUGCAGGACAGGGAUGAUGAGGUGGGAGGACUUGAUACGGCUCCGGCUCUGAAGUCUCGUCUCGACAGCAUCCAUCGUGUCGAUGUCUCGACAUGAAGACAUAUUCAUCACAUCCAUACUGGCUGCAUGAUCUCUAGGUGCAGCUUUGGCGAUACCACAUAUUCACUUGUGAGCAAGACGGCGUGUUUGCAGGCUGUCCAAGUAUGGCGACAACAGCAGCCACUGGCACAGUCAGUACUGCAGUGCCCCACAAGAAGAAGAACAGACCGAAUCCAGCGAGACGUAAAGCGAGCCAUGUCAAAGGUCUGGAUGUGAAGGCCACCAGCGAUGAUCAGCCAACGAGCAACAGUGUACCGCCGACCAAGACAGCUAUAUCCUCGCAGCAGCUUCCCAGCACAACGACAGUACAGUCACGCGCUCCGACAGUAGCGUCAAAGCCAGCUGCGAAGAAGCCGAGACUAAAGCAGACCCCAAAGACGACACCGGAUGUAAAGAGCAGCACUGUAACGUCAAAACCACCCAUCUCGCCGACCCCAUCCACCACUCCAGCAGUCAUCACAACCAGCGGUCUCAUCGGAUGCGCCGCCAGCGCCUUUACCUUGCUAGGCGCCGGUCUCUGGGGCGAAAUCGCCGGUCCUUCCGCCGCGAUACUCAGCGUCCGCACUGCCAAACUUUGCUUCGACAAUUUUUCCGACGAGCUCAUCGCCCAUCUGCACGCCGGCACGUACAACGCUCCUGAAGCGCUGGACAUACUUCGUCGCACGACAUUGGCGUAUGCGAGCGCGAUUCCUGGUGGAGCUGGAUUCGUGGAGCGAAUGUUCCGUGAGGUUGAGAUGGUGAGGGUGCUGCGGAGGCUUGAGGUCGAUCGGGUGGUUGCGGAGGCGUGCAGGGAGUUGGCAAGGGCAGAGAAAGGGGGUGCGUCAGAGGGAGGGGUGGGAGCGGUGGUUGGACGGCAAUUGGUGAGGUUGUCGGAGGUUGCGGGCGGAGCUACGAGGGAUGUGCUGGAGAGGAAUCCGGCGUUGAUGAAGGACCUUCGGGCAACUAUUCGCGCUGCGCCAGAGCGAAAGGUGCCGACGGUGAAGUAUGCUGGAGCAAGGUCUGCAGCAGUCUGA
Messenger RNA from Zymoseptoria tritici IPO323, 1158 nucleotides. RefSeq lists its product as uncharacterized. Bases 250 to 1158 code for a protein of 302 amino acids. The transcript is spliced from 2 exons. NCBI's taxonomy places the organism in Eukaryota, Fungi, Ascomycota, Dothideomycetes, Mycosphaerellales, Mycosphaerellaceae. The record is from RefSeq and is a predicted model, not a curated record.